AUGGUUAAGGAAACAAAAUUUUACGAUCAAUUAGGCGUAUCGCCAUCAGCAGGAGAUACAGAAUUGAAGAAAGCUUAUAGAAAGGCUGCAUUGAAAUAUCAUCCAGAUAAGAAUCCAUCACCAGAAGCCGCUGAGAAGUUCAAGGAACUCUCACAUGCUUACGAGAUUCUUUCGGAUGAACAGAAGAGAGAAGUGUACGAUAGCUAUGGUGAAGAAGGAUUAUCAGGUGCCGGUGGUAUGGGCGGCGGUAUGGGAGCAGAAGACAUCUUUUCGCAAUUCUUCGGAGGAGGAUUUGGCGGUAUGGGUGGCGGAGCUCCCCGUGGACCAGCUAGAGGCAAGGACAUCAAGCACUCGAUCAGCUGUACCUUAGAAGAGUUGUACAAGGGUAGAACUGCGAAAUUGGCAUUGAACAAGACUAUAUUGUGUAAGACAUGUGAAGGCCGUGGUGGUAAAGAAGGUAAGAUUAAGCAGUGUUCUUCUUGUCACGGUCAAGGUAUGAAGUUUGUCACAAGACAAAUGGGUCCUAUGAUACAAAGAUUCCAAACCGUUUGUGACGCUUGUCAGGGUUCUGGUGACAUCUGUGACGCUAAGGACCGUUGUACCGCUUGUAAGGGUAAGAAGACUCAAACUGAACGUAAGAUAUUACAAGUCCACAUCGAUCCUGGUAUGAAGGAUGGCCAAAGAAUCGUGUUCAGCGGCGAAGGUGAUCAAGAACCAGGUGUUACUCCUGGUGAUGUCGUUUUUGUUGUUGACGAAAAGCAACACGAAAAGUUCACCAGAAAGGCUAACGACUUGUACUACGAAGCUGAAGUAGAUUUAGCCACUGCGUUAACUGGUGGUGAACUUGCCUUCAAGCACGUGUCUGGUGACUUCAUCAAGAUUCCAAUUACCCCAGGUGAAGUCAUCGCCCCUGGUGUUACCAAGGUCAUUGAAAACCAAGGUAUGCCAAUCUACAGACACGGUGGUAAUGGCCAUAUGUUCGUUAAGUUCACAGUUAAGUUCCCAAAGAACAACUUUGCUACUGAAGAAAAAUUGAAGCAAUUAGAAGCUAUCUUACCUCCAAAGGCUAAGGUUACCAUUCCAAAGGGUUCUGAAGUUGAUGAAUGUGAAUUGGUCGAUGUUGACCCACGUAAGCAUCAAUCUGCUGGAAGACGUGAUGCUUAUGAUUCUGAUGACGAAGAAGGUGGUGCCGGCCCAGGUGUCCAAUGUGCAUCUCAAUAG
This is a messenger RNA of Debaryomyces tyrocola, 1221 nucleotides long. Lineage: Eukaryota; Fungi; Ascomycota; Pichiomycetes; Serinales; Debaryomycetaceae. The record is from the annotation of a GenBank genome assembly.